Molecule: messenger RNA, 3741 nt
Organism: Dimorphilus gyrociliatus
Lineage: Eukaryota; Metazoa; Annelida; Polychaeta; Dinophilidae
Source: the annotation of a GenBank genome assembly
GAAUUUUGUCACGUGAUCUAACAAACCGCCAUAUUGGCUAAAAUCAAAUUGCAACUGUGGACGUUUUCUGUUAUUCGUCGAUUUUAAAAGCCAAUAUCGACGAUUUCUGAAGCGAAUUAUUUAUUAACUGUUAUAAGCCUUCUUUUUGUUAGAACUUUACAGUUUUUAAAAUAGCGCUUCUCAGAAACUUCUGUGAACGAUACUCAGUAGGAAAACAUGUCAAAAGUUAUACCCGUUAAAGUUGCUCUUCGUUGUCGUCCUCUAGGACAAAAGGAAAUUUUAGAAGGCUGUGCUAAUUGUAUAGAUUUUGCAUGCGAUGAACCUCAGGUCAUUUUGGGAGGGCAUAAAAGUUUCACAUAUGAUUAUGCUUUUCCUGCUCAUAUGGGUCAAGAUACAAUCUAUCAAGAAGCAGUUGCUCCUCUCGUCGAAGGCAUAUUUGAUGGAUAUAAUGCUACCGUUUUGGCAUACGGUCAAACAGGUAGCGGCAAAACUCACACUAUGAGUGGAUCUGAUCAUUCACCAGUAGAAGAAAAUAAAGAGGGAGUUAUUCAAAAAGUUAUUUAUGAUUUAUUUGAAGGUUUUCGAGAGAGAACGGACUUCAAUUAUACUACAAAAGUGACAUAUCUCGAAUUAUACAACGAGAAUUUUAGAGAUUUAUUGGUCAAUAGCGAUGAUCAACGUGAAACGAUACAAGUCAGAGAAGAUCCUAGAGGAGGAAUUAUGGCAACAGGACUUCAUGAGAUGGUAGUAACAACAGCGGAAGAAACAUUAGCUUCUUUCAAAGUUGGCGUAGGCCAUCGUUCAACAGGAGCUACAGCUAUGAAUUUAACUUCUAGUAGGAGUCACGCGGUUUUUACUAUUUAUAUAUCGAGGACGAGAGCGGACGAUGUAGAUGAUAUUUGUCAUGCAAAAUUUCAUUUGGUCGAUUUGGCAGGAUCAGAAAGACAAAAAAAGACAAGAGCCGAAGGAGAAAGAUUAAAAGAGGGAAUAAAUAUAAACAUGGGUCUUCAUAUUCUUGGUAAUGUUAUUGCCGCUUUAUCUGGAGAAAAUGGUAAGAAAGCUCGAUACGUUCCAUACAGAGAUUCUAAACUUACAAGGCUUUUGCAGGACUCGUUAGGAGGUAAUUCUCAGACUCUUAUGAUAGCAUGUAUCAGUCCGGCUGAUUCGAACUAUGAUGAGACUCAUUCUACGUUACAAUACGCUGAUAGAGCAAGGAAAAUAACAAAUAAAGCUAAAGUCAAUCGGGAUCCGAUUCAAGCGGAAUUAUUUAGAUUAAGACAAUUACUACAAGAAAAAGAGAGACAGUUGGCACUUUGUACUUGUGGCGCUGCGUCAACAACUGCUGUUGUUCAUGAAAGUUCAACGGGAAUUACUCCCGCUGUUUCCAAAAAGAUAGAAAAAUUAGAGGGAGAACGAGACAAUUUACUAAAUGAACUUACACAAGCUACAGAGAUUUCAGCAACCCUACAGGAAAAAGUCAUUCAAUACGAAAUGGUUUUAGAACAUUAUCAAUCCAAAAUAGGUCACUUAAAGGAGAGGACAAGUCGUUCAAUUGGAACCAUAAAGCCUGAAGUCAUUUCCGAAAAAGAAGAGGCCAUAUCAUCUACAACAACAGAAAUUGAAGAAACAACGGAAAAUCGAUCAAAUCACACUUUUCUUCAUUCACUUGUUCAAGAUUUGGAUGAAUUGACAAAUAUUGACCCAGAAAAAUUACGAGAUACUCAAUCUCAUACUCCAGAAACUAGUGAUGAUGAGGAAGAUCAUGACCAAGAUAAAAAGGAUUUAACGUGCACAGCCUUUACUUUACGCAGAGCAAGAAUGAACAAAGAUAUUGAAGAAUUAACAGGAAAAUUGGCAGCAAAACAAAAACUAAUCAAAGAUAUGACAGAAAAUGGAAAUAAGAUUAGCGAACUAAAAGAACAUUAUGAGCACGAAAUCAAGAGACUCGAAAAUGAAUUAGAUCAGCAGAAGAAGAAAUUGGACGAAGUUAAAUAUGCAGAAAAGAAUUCAAAGGUUGCUGAGACGCAUCGCAAGCGUUGCAAGGAAUUAGAACAAAAGAUUGGAGAUCUACGGAAGAAAAUGGCUGACAAAGAUAGGCUAUUAAAAAUGACAAAGGCUCGACAAGAAGAAAUUAAUAAGAUUCAAAGCGAAAUGAUAUCCUUGAAAAGAACCAGAGUAAGAUUAUUGAAGCAGAUGAAAGAAGAAUCUACUGAGUAUCAGCGAAUGAUGCAAAUGAAAGAUAAAGAGAUUAUGCAGUUUAAGGCGCAGCAACGAAAGAGAGCCGCUGAAAUGGCUAAGGAAUCGAAAGUGAAAGAUAAAAGAUUAGCCGUUCUUAAACGAAAAGCUGAAGAAUAUCAAGCUGUCAAUAAAAGACUACAGGAAGCAAUGGAAAAACAAAAGCAAGCAUUGGAUGAAAGGAAUAACCAUCAAGCUAAAGCAGAUGCUGGUGGCAUAGGUCAAAGAACAAGAAAAUACAUAAAAAGAGAAUUUCAAUUAAUAUUGAGUAUUGAAGAAGCUCGAGAAGCUCUAAGUCAAGAAAUGCGUGAACGAAAACAUUUGAAUGAGGAGCUAACUAAACUAAAAUCUAGAUUAGAUCCAUCAGGUCCUCCUCUCAAGCGCCAAAUGUUGACAAUGUAUAAACAAAAAGAUUCGUCAAAUCUAGAGUUAAGGGAGAAGAUAAAGCAAAUGGAAAAUGAAGUUAUGACAAAGAAUGCUUUUAUUCAAGAGCUUCAAAGGAAAAUAUCUGAUGCUGAAAAAUCUGGUGACAAAAUGAACAAAUGGGAUGGAAUUAAGAGUAUCGUCGAAGCAAAGUGCGCAUUGCGCUGGUUUGCAGAUACGGCUCUUAGCACAAAAAUAGACUUAAAAAAAAAAACAAAAUUAUUAGAAGAAGCCAGAAAGGAAAUUGAAAGCAACUUUUCAGAAAUACAAGAACUAAAAGAUUUACACCAGAAAGAUAUGGAACGAUUGAGGAGAGAUAAUGAGAACAAUGUCCUGGCUUGCCUUCAACUAGGUACAUGUAGUGUCGAAACACAAACCAAGGACAAAAGUUACGAACAUAGACUUUCCGCUCAUGAGGAAAAACUUCGUCAGCUUUCCAGCGUUUACGAGGAAUUGGAUGCCCUAAGGGAAGAAAAUGAAAAAUAUCGUCAGAGAAUAGAAGGCCAAUACAUAAAGAUGGAAACUGACGGUCAGUCUGAGGCAGCGUUAAAUUCAACUUUUUCAAUUGAUACAAUUAAUAUGGAGGAGAAGCAAAUAACCGAAUGUGACAGGCACAAUACAACCUUCUGUCACCCUGUAUCACCUUCAAAAAAGGCUGUGAAAAGAAGUUCAUCAACUGAUAGUGAUGGAACUUUGGAUAAUUAUACAUGCCUUGAAAGUGAUGAGGAAAAUCGCGUUCCAUCACCAGCAAAAUCAACUGAUCCUAAUUGGACCCCAGUAUCACAAGGAAAUCUUAAAAGGCGUCUGACCGUUUCGCGGGAAAAACCACAAAACAAUAAUAUUUCCAACCCUGUGGCGAUUUGUAAGUGUAAAACGUCUUGCACAAAAAAUUGCGGUUGUAAAAAGAAUAACGUGGCUUGUACGGAGAGAUGUAAAUGCUCUACCUUUUGUCUAAAUAAGGAAACUUCUCGGAACAUCGAAGAAGAAAAACUAUAUGAUGAAAAUUAUGCAUCGCCUGGAGGUCUCAUGUCCGGCAAGCGGAAAACUGUGAAUCAGUCCUUCUUUCCAGCGAUUCCCACUUAA